Canis lupus familiaris (dog) is the source of this 2462-nucleotide messenger RNA. Its product is annotated as alanyl-tRNA editing protein Aarsd1. Gene Ontology annotation, molecular function: ATP binding; Ser-tRNA(Ala) deacylase activity; alanine-tRNA ligase activity. The coding region runs from base 124 to 1362 and encodes 412 amino acids. NCBI's taxonomy places the organism in Eukaryota, Metazoa, Chordata, Mammalia, Carnivora, Canidae. The transcript is spliced from 12 exons. The record is from RefSeq and is a predicted model, not a curated record. Gene Ontology annotation, biological process: alanyl-tRNA aminoacylation; regulation of translational fidelity.
AUCCUUUGCCCUCGUGCUUCUGCGCGGAGACCCUCGCGCAGUGAAUAUUGUCCCCUGCGGCUCUCCGUCGCUCCGCGGGCGGUCCAGCGUGCGCGGGUCCCGGCGUCCCGGGAAACAGCGGCGAUGGCGUUCCGGUGUCAGCGAGACAGCUACGCCCGCGAGUUCACCACCACAGUGGUCUCCUGCCGUCCCGCGGAGUUGGAGACCGAAGGAAGCAACGGCAAGAAGGAAGUGCUGAGUGGCUUCCAAGUGGUGCUGGAAGACACGCUGCUUUUCCCCGAGGGCGGGGGACAGCCUGAUGACCAUGGUACAAUCAAUGGCAUCUCUGUGCUGCGAGUAACCCGCCGAGGGGCCCAGGCUGAUCAUUUCACACAGACACCCCUGGCCCCUGGUACCGAAGUCCAGGUCCGGGUGGACUGGGAGCGGCGGUUUGACCAUAUGCAGCAGCAUUCAGGGCAGCAUCUCAUCACAGCAGUUGCGGACCAUCUGUUUGGGUUGAAGACUACAUCAUGGGAGUUAGGGCGACUCCGGAGUGUGAUUGAAUUGGACAGCCCCUCUGUGACCAUAGAGCAAGUGGCCGCCAUUGAGCAGAGCGUCAAUGAAAAAAUCAGGGACCGGCUGCCUGUGAAUGUGCGGGAGCUGAGCCUGGAUGACCCUGAGGUGGAGCAGGUGAGGGGCCGAGGUUUGCCAGAUGAUCAUGCGGGGCCCAUUCGAGUUGUCACCAUUGAGAAUGUUGAUGCCAACAUGUGCUGUGGGACCCAUGUGAGCAAUCUCAGUGACCUUCAGGUUAUUAAAAUUCUGGGCAUUGAAAAGGGGAAAAAGAACAAAACCAACCUGGCAUUUCUGGCUGGGAACCGGGUGCUGAAGUGGAUGGAGAGAAGCCAUGGAACUGAAAAAGCACUCACUGCACUACUUAAAUGUGGAGUGGAGGAUCACGUAGAAGCAGUGAAGAAGCUACAGAACUCUACCAAGCUCUUGCAGAAGAACAACCUGAAUCUACUCAGAGACCUGGCCGUGCACGUCGCCCACAGCCUUCGGAACAGCCCGGACUGGGGAGGUGUGGUCACGUUACAUAGGAAGGAGGGUGAUUCUGAGUUCAUGAAUAUCAUCGCCAAUGAGAUUGGGUCAGAGGAGACCCUCCUGUUCUUAACUGUGGGCGAUGAGAAAGGUGCUGGGCUCUUCCUACUGGCAGGGCCAGCUGAGGCCGUGGAGACCCUGGGCCCCAGGGUGGCUGAGGUCCUGGAGGGCAAAGGAGCUGGGAAGAAAGGCCGCUUCCAGGGCAAGGCCACCAAGAUGAGCGGGCGGGCAGAGGCGCAGGCACUCCUGCAGGACUACAUCAGCACUCAGAGCGCUGAGGAGUGAGGACUCUGAGGACUCUGCCACCCCCCGGGGGCUCCUGCCAUUGAGAAUGGGCCUCUCAGGACCACAGAGAGAGUCUCUUGGACAGUAAAAUAGUUUGACUUGAAAUGGUCGCGGUACCACACGGAUAUGACUGAUUUGUACAGUAUUCUCUGGUGUGUUUAUGCGAGGAGUAUUUGUGAAUAAACAGCUUUCUAAUCUGGCCCCUGUUAGGCAUCACCCUCGCCAGGGAGCAUUAUGUUGAUAAAGUGUACUAAUUUCUCUAAAGCAGCUGCAACUGUACUUCCUGUGGAAAUUCAACUGCCUGAGGGAAGGGCAAGUCAGCCUGGAGGCUCUGCGUAGGGCUUUAAUUCAUUCAUAUUGCUUUGUUUUCUUUUUGUCCUGAUUUUCCUCCUCCUCCUGUGUUUUAUAACUAAAAAGUAUCGGUGACUUUGCACAUAGGUCAAGAGGCCACACAAAUGCAGAAGGAGGAGGAUACUCCCUGUCUGUUGCGGAGGCAGAGGAGGGAUGGAGGAAGGGACCGUGGGAGACUAACCCAGGGAGAGCUAGUGUCGCAUUAUUCAUGUCAGACCAUGAGCCUUUCAGAAUCCUUGGUAGAGAUGAAGUGUAGUGAUGAAAGGAAGACAGACCAGUUCUAAAUUUGCAUGCAUCUAAUAACGGCCUCAAAAUACAUAAAGCAGAAACUGACAGCUAAAAGAAGAAACAGACAAAUUCAUGCUCGAUGGAAGAUUUAAAUGGAUCUUUCAGUAACUGAUGGCACAACAGGAAGCAUUACCUCAUUAAGAACGUGAACAUCAGAGAUUCAUAGACCUGAGUGGAUCCAGCAUUGUACACCCAUGGGUGGUAAAACUAGGAAUAAAAAAAAGGAAGUGAUUCAUUUUUAAAAGAUAGUGUUUACCUCUGGGGGAAAGAAGUGAAAAGGAUGGAGAAGGGACCCGAGAUGGGGAUGCGAGGGUGGUUUCUGGGGUGCCGGCAGUGUUCUUGGACUGGGUGGAAGUUACAUAGUUGUUUAUUUAAUAGUUAUUCAUUAUAGUCUGUUUUAUUCCAUGAUGUUGUAUUUCACCGUAUAAGAAUACAACUAAAAAAAAUUCUGGGUUCUGUCA